UGGAAGGCAGGAACAGAUCCACCAAACCCUUUCACUGUUCCCCCUAGAGCAGAGAAGCUCCAAGGUGAAUGUGAAAAAUGCAAAGUAGAGGAGAAGGAAAAUAGCCGCUGAGGAAGGAGAUAAUCUCUUGAAAAGUGACAUAACCAGAAGCCUUGGGGUUGUUUUUUUUUGGUGUGUGGGGUUUCCCCCCCUUCCAUGUGUGCUUCUCGCUUGCUUUCUCUCCCCCCCACUGCAACCCUGCUGUUCUGUCUCCAAAGGAUUGCUGAGUUGAGGCUGGCAGCUGGCUAGGAAGAGGAGGAAAAGUCGGCGUUUAUGCACACCAGACGCACCAGCGCAAAGAGACUCCAGCUGCGGCCGGGAGAAGCGCUUCGGAAAGGGCAUCUGAGUGACCUUUGGAGGCCCGAAGGCCGCCACCUUCCUCGCAGGGGGAGGCAAGAAGAAGUGGCAGGGACUUAGCCAGCUGGGGGAGACUGAUUCGCCAGGUGCCCACAGGGAGGCUCCGCUGGUGAGGAUCACACCUGGCCCAGGGGCAGAGGUGGGCGGCAAGAGCCACGUGCAGAGGUCCACCUGCUUGACCUCCCACCAGAGGACCUCUUCUCCCUCAGGGCAAGGCGCAGGAGGAAGGCCCAGGUCAGCAGAGGGAGCGUCCUCCGCCGCCGAGAGCCACAAAAACUUCUGGAAUCUGCAUCUGGGUGGUGUCGUCCCCCGGACCGUUUCUGAUGUCCUUCAAAGUCUGGAUCUCCAGGGAGCGAGAAGAUGGGUUUUGGUAGCAGAGCUGCCCUGGUUUGGCAGAAGGCAGAAAGCGGAAUGAGGUUUUGCAGGGCGGUUGGUGGUCAGAAGGAGGAUUAACCCAAAGUCGGGUGUGGAGGUUUUUCUGGAGUUGCCGCUGAAUUCUUUUUGGACUUUUCUGGAUGAGAUGGGCCCUUUGAGGUGAUUUGUGUUCCCACCCCUCGUGUUUUUGUGGGUUGUUUGUUUUGUUUUUGCAAGGAUGACUGUCCUUGUGGGUUUUGGUUCUUUCGGAGAUCUCUGCUUUCCCGGGGACGCUUUUUGACGGAUGACUUUCGGAGAGACUGGACUGCGAAGAGUUUCAAUGUUCUGACUUGGUCUAAGAUGAAGGUAUGGAAGCUGGCAGCUAUAGCCUCGAUGCUCUUCAGUUCCAUGUUGUCCGUUUUGGUUUGUAGAGACUUGUUCACCAGGAGCCAGGAGCACACCCUCUUCUCCUCGUCGCUGUUUUCGAGAACCUCGUCGUCUUCCUCGCUCGCCGGCGGCCACAGGAGGCACCCAAGGGCUCUGGGACGCCGUGGAUCGCUGAUCUCCCAGUACAGCACGUUGUUCGAGAGCUACACGGAGGGAGAAAUCCGCCACCUCAUCUCCACGCUGAUCGAGAGGUACAGCCAGUCCAUGAAUUCGGGGGGGCACGAACUGCCGCUCUUUGCCAAAGCCGGCAACCGGAUGAAACGCGCCAAGGCCCGCCACAAGCCCUGCUCCCUCAAGGAGCUGGAGGUGACUGUCAGCGAGUUGGGCCUUGGGUACAAGUCGGACGAGACGGUCCUCUUCCGCUACUGCAGCGGCACCUGCGACUCGGCUGUACGCAACUACGACCUGUCCCUCAAGAACGUGAGGAGCAUGCGGAAGAUCAAGAAGGAGAAGGUGAGGGCCCGGCCGUGCUGCCGCCCCCUGUCGUACGACGACGACGUCUCCUUCUUGGACGCAGGGAACCGCUACUACACGGUGAACGAGGUGUCGGCCAAAGAGUGCGGCUGUGUGUGAUGGAGCAAAGGUUGGAAGAAGAGGGGCCUGGCUGUGCACCCAGCAGUGCCCAGAGGUGGUUGUCCAAAGGUGGAAGAGGACGCGAGGAGAAGACCACCAGGACAUCCCCGCUUGGAGCAGCCAAGGAGGCAACUGGAUUUUAAGUCUACCUCAGGGCCGUCAACGGAGGCCAAGGGAAGCCAGCGUCUCUUUGGGGGCCUCCUCAACUGGUGGGGAGCCAGGGGAGCUCUUGAUUCCAGCGGUGCAAGGAAUCCUGUCAAGGGCCUCGCCAGAACAGCCCGCUGCGCUGCCGCGAUGGAGGAACCGGCGCACUCUCGACGCAGCUGGCUGGAGGAACGUCGUGGAUCGAAAACAAGAGAGAUCUCUUGCUUGGUGGUCUUCUGGAGGAGCCGCCCCGUGGGCAAUGCCCACUUUGCCCAAGCUGGAGAUCUUUACGGGGAUGGUUCCACGUGGGGCCCGGGUGCCAGGGGCCGUUCCUGCCCGUGCUGCGCCUUCUGAAUCCUGCGGGCGAAGAAGGGUUGAGAGAUUGAGGAGCGCUCCUCCCAUACUUGCAGGGGAGCCAUCCUGCCGCCAUCUUAAAGUACACACACCGUUAUAACAGUGCUGUGUAAAAUGUAUGUUUGUAUAUACAUGUAGACAUAGGUUUAAAGUAUUGACAAAUGUGUACAAAAAAAGGCUUCAGUUCCUUUCCAGGCAUUGCAUCAAAUUCUUAACGGAAUCGGCGGCGUCCGGGGGAUUCUGAAACCGAAGGGCUCAAAUAUUCCACAUUAAACAUUGGAGGGACGUUGGAGUUUGGUGGCAGAGUUUUGCAGGUUUCGAUUCCUGGCGCUUCCAGUUAUGUCUGAAAUCAUGGAGAGCCUCUGCCAGCAGGUUGGGCAAAUGUGGAGCUCUGUGGACCUGACUCAGUUUAAGGCACCUGCGCUGUUGUUUCAAUCUGCUCAGAACAUGAGGACUAGGUGCUUAAAUGGAUUUUACGGGAAAGAGGCAUCGUUGCAUGCAGGCGGUCCAAAGUUCAAUCUCUGGGAUCUUGAGGUAGUUCAGGGAAGGGCUGUGGACCGAGCGACGGGAGCUCACCCCAUCGCCGGGAUUCGAACCGCCAACCUU
This is a messenger RNA of Podarcis muralis (Common wall lizard), 2874 nucleotides long. It is a transcript of the gene NRTN, whose product is annotated as neurturin. Lineage: Eukaryota; Metazoa; Chordata; Lepidosauria; Squamata; Lacertidae. Gene Ontology annotation, molecular function: glial cell-derived neurotrophic factor receptor binding; growth factor activity; receptor tyrosine kinase binding. The record is from RefSeq and is a predicted model, not a curated record.